Molecule: messenger RNA, 1149 nt
Organism: Nerophis lumbriciformis (worm pipefish)
Lineage: Eukaryota; Metazoa; Chordata; Actinopteri; Syngnathiformes; Syngnathidae
Source: RefSeq, a predicted model, not a curated record
AUGAACUAUCGCGGCCAGCGCUAUCAAACCAUCUGGUACGAGGCGGACCACGAUACACCACAAGACUCAGCCACAGGUUCGGUUUGGAUUAUUGACCAGACGCUGCUGCCUGGUCAGUUUGAAAAGGUUCAGUUGUGCUGCCUUGAAGAUGCCAUCUGCGCCAUCGCCGAAAUGCAGGUUCGUGGCGCACCGCUAAUAGGUGCAACGGCGGCAUUUGGCCUGAUGCUGCAGAUGCGAGCCGACCCUAGUGAUAGCGCCUUGGUUCAGUCGGCCAGCGCGUUGGUCGGUGCCCGGCCAACGGCUAUCAACCUGGCCUGGGCGGUGACCCGAAUGGGCGAGCACUUAAGUCCACUGGAUCCGUCGCAGCGAGCGCAGGCUGCGCUCGAGCUAAGUCUAGAAAUUUGCCGCGAGGAUGCGCAGCUGUGCUCUAACAUCGGCGAUCACGGCCUGGCGCUAAUCCAGCACAUUGCGCAGCAGCGCCCAGGACCAGUCAACAUCUUGACUCACUGCAACGCCGGCGCGCUCGCAACACUGGACUUCGGUACCGCCACCGCACCCAUUUAUAAGGCCUUUGACCAGGGCAUCGAUGUUCACGUGUGGGUUGACGAGACCCGUCCUCGCAAUCAAGGCGGCGCCUUGACUGCCUGGGAACUGGGUGCCCAUGGUGUUCCCACCGUCAUUGUCGACAACGCUGGCGGCCACCUGAUGCAACAGGGGCUGGUUGACCUGUGUUUUGUUGGCACUGACCGAACCGUUGCCAAUGGCGACGUCUGCAACAAAAUUGGCACCUACCUCAAGGCCCUGGCAGCAUUUGACAACCACGUGCCGUUUUACGUCUGCGCACCCUCGCCGUCCAUCGACUGGCAGCUAAACGAGGGGCUCAAACAAAUCCCCAUUGAGCAACGCAGCAUGGAUGAAGUGCGUUACGUGCAGGGAUUGGAUGUGGAUGGCAAUAUCACCAAGGUUGACGUCGUCGCCACUGGCAGUGCCGUGCGCAACGACGCGUUUGACGUCACGCCGGCUCGUCUGGUUACCGGUAUCGUUACCGAGCGAGGCAUUUGCGAGGCCUCAACCCAGGGUCUGGCCCACCUAUUUCCCGACCUGGCGUCAGCACCCGCCGUCACCGCAGACUCGGGUUUGGCUCGUUGA